Messenger RNA from Medioppia subpectinata, 628 nucleotides. The record is from the annotation of a GenBank genome assembly. Lineage: Eukaryota; Metazoa; Arthropoda; Arachnida; Sarcoptiformes; Oppiidae.
AUGAAUCUCGAACCAUUGAACCCGAACGAUGACAACCUUCCCAACUCCAACCUGUCGUGCUAUACGUGCUCUACGAUCGACGACAUCCGAUGCAAAGUGAUUAACGAAACCUAUUAUUACUAUAACAACAAAUACAGCACUUAUAACACGCGUCUGUAUGGGGCCGAGUGUGCGUCCGGUCAACAGUUCUGUGCCGUACAGAGACUCGACGCUAAGAUCAACCUGUCGUCAGUUGACUACAAAUUCUGGGCCAUUCAACGCAAGUGUGCCGAUCAGUGCGUAGACGGAUGUUUCGUUCUGGGUAUGGAUGGGGGUAUUGUCACUACACUUCCCAUCACUUUUAUUAGCCCUCACUUUUCCCUUCCCGUGAACUGACAUAUUCUUAACGCUAGUAAUGAUUUAUUUUCGCAUUACAGGCGAAAGAACUAAACUGAGUUUAUGUACCUCUUGUUGUCGAACCAAUUACUGCAAUGUUGGCAACACUAGCACUGAUCCAAUCGUUUACGCAAAUCUCAUACUUAUGUCCAUUCUUAUGGUUUUAUCCGCUGUUUGUAAUUAAUAAUUAUAUUUAACACAAAAAUUGUUUUUAAGAAUAAAUUCAUUGACGAAGUAAUGUUUUCACACAUUA